Messenger RNA from Pieris napi, 5286 nucleotides. It is a transcript of the gene Pcf11, whose product is annotated as pre-mRNA cleavage complex 2 protein Pcf11. Gene Ontology annotation, cellular component: mRNA cleavage factor complex; cytoplasm. NCBI's taxonomy places the organism in Eukaryota, Metazoa, Arthropoda, Insecta, Lepidoptera, Pieridae. Gene Ontology annotation, biological process: termination of RNA polymerase II transcription. Gene Ontology annotation, molecular function: RNA polymerase II complex binding; mRNA binding. The record is from RefSeq and is a predicted model, not a curated record. The transcript is spliced from 17 exons. The coding region runs from base 252 to 5081 and encodes 1609 amino acids.
UAUGUCUACAGUCUUAAGUCUACUUAGCAAGCAACCAUUUUGCCCUAAAAAUCAUUCAUAGUCCACUCAUUGACCGCUGUGCUGCUUUUGGGAAAAAGAUUUCAAAGUGAUUAUUAUGAACCAGAAUUAGUGUUUAUCUUGUACGUGCGAUUGCGUUAUUGAUUGUGAUCAUCUAAAUUCUACAAACCUCACGUUUCAAUUGUGAUGUUCUACUGUGGAUAGUGGUAUGGUGAAUUUGGAGCUUUUACAACAUGUCGAAAGAAAAGGAAAUCGCGGAGGAAUAUGCGUCGAGUUUGGCGGAUCUAACGGUGAACAGCAAGCCUUUGAUAAAUAUGCUCACAAUACUCGCAGAAGAGAAUGUCGAGCAUGCAGGGGUUAUCGUUGACACGGUGGAGAAGCACUUGGAGAAGGUGCACUCCGACAUCAAGCUGCCAUUACUGUAUUUAGUUGAUUCUAUUAUCAAGAAUGUUGGGGCGGCUUACACACAGAAGUUCUCGCAGAUAAUCGUCAAUAUGUUCACAAAAACCUUUAAACAGGUAGAUGAGAAAGUCAGGUCGCAGAUGUUCAAGCUUCGGGAGACUUGGCAUGAUGUGUUUCCGUCUACAAAGUUAUACCAGCUGGAUGUGAAAGUGAACCUCAUUGAUCCCGCUUGGCCCAUCCAGGCGCAGCCUCACCAGUCAAACAUCCAUGUAAAUCCAAAUUUUCUGAAAAAGCCUAGUCCCGUGGCAAGUUCAUCUACUCUAACAGAAGAAGAAGAGCGCAUGCGCAAUAUACUCGCAAAGAAGGAGCAAGAGCUGCUGAUGCUCCAGAGGAAGAAGGUGGAGAUGGAAUUGGAACAAACAAGACGGCAAUUGGAACUGGCAGAAAAAACUGCUAAAAAGACACCGCCCGCUCCCAGUGCAAUGCCAGUAGCGCUGGUGAAUCCUGUGGUUGCUCCAGUACAAGCUGUAAUACCAGAAAUGGCGCCACCAGUCUCCAUUAAACAGCGCUUGGGACCGCCGGUGAUGAAAUCCAACGCUAAUCGUAUCACACCAGUAAGCGGUGCUCUCGCGGCUGCGCGAAGAGAUCCGAGGUUAGCGCGACGCCUCGCAACGGCCAAUCCCGCCCCAACAGCCAUCGCGUCCAACCACUUCGACAUUAAACCCCUCCAACGCGUCACAAAGCGGAAGAACGUCAUCACGAUAGACGUCCCGGAAGUACGCGAAAAUCGCAGACGAGACCCCCGCCUUGCGAGGCGCCCAAAACCAGACAGACAAGAUGAUAAAGGCGGAAACUAUGGUCGGCCUAAAAUAGACAGACACGAAAACAAGGUCGACAUCGACCAAACUCUCAGACUUCUCCCAGAUCCAAAGAAAAUCAGCAAACUACCCCCCAUACCCAAACUCAGCAGAAACGAUUCCAAACGCAAGAAGGAUAUCUCCCGGGAGAGGAAGAAGAGAAAAGAAGACUCCAAAGACAGUUCCAGUUCCCCAGAGAAGAGAGUGAAGGGAAAAGAGAAGAAGUUGAAACUCAAAGUUGACGAAGAGAAGCCUUCCGACGAGGUUAUAGCCUUCAAAGAAUUGAAGAAUUAUCACAAAGAGCGAUACAUGAGGCGAAACAAAGAGAAGUCGGAGAGUCCCGAGCGCCAAGAGAGAGUCCCGGAGAUUCCAGAAAUUCUAGAAGCAACAAAUGUACCCGAGGUCAUUACCGAAAAUAAAGAUGUAGACCUUCGUGUCUUGCAUCCGAUUAUAGAAGCAGCAGCUAUUACUCAAAAACGACCUUCAACAGAGGCUUUAGAAGGCAAAGUUAAGAAGAAUAAAUUAGAUAAGUUUGAUGUGCUCUUUGGAAACGAAGAUGUGGACCUAAGACAACUACCACAAGUUGACGAAAGCAAUGGUCCAACAGCGGUUGCUGAAAAGGAACUAAGCGAUAAUAAAGAUGACGAAGAUGUUGAUAUGAAAGAAGUAUCACCGUUGGGUUCUCCAAAGAAGGAUUGGAAUGAAGUUAAGGAGAAAGAAGCUACUAAGAAGACGCCGUCGAAGUUAGACCUCGUCAGAGCUAAAUUGGCUGAAGCGACGAGAAGCAAAGAUCGUUUAGGAAGGCCAUUGUUGUUCAGUAAAUCACCAAGUAUUGAGAAAGAAAGACGUCGCACCAUUAGUGUUGAGGAUCCCGAACCGCGUCCAGAAAGUGGUGAAGAAUUUGACGCUGAGGAUCACAAAAAGACCAUCUCCAUCAUCAUGAGUCAAGCCAAAGAGCAAUUUAACGACGGAAAACUAGACAAAAAUCAGUACAAUACUCUUAUGUAUCAAGUACUCCAACUGAACGAGAAGUUCAAACUGAAAGAGGCGAAACAACGCGAAUCCUUCGAGAUAUCCAAGAGAAAACUCCACGCUGCUAAUAUCCAGGAAGACAAGGUGCCAUCUCCGAAAUCAUCACCAUCUGAGAGAAAUAGAUACGGGGACAUCGACGAGAGAAUCACGUCCUUCGUUGAUAUUUCCGAUAAUAUGCACCAGGAUUCAGAUAUGAGAAACCACGAGGAAGAAAAUGAUAGGCCGGCAUUAUUACCAGCACCCCCGAUGAUGCCAAUGUACCCCAACAUGCCAUUCCCCUGGAGAGGAGCCCGGCCGAGAAUGGAAGACUUCGGACCUAGGCGUUUCAGAGGCCCUGUCCCACCAUAUUUCAGAGGAAAGUUUGAUAAGAGAGGACCCCGUUUUGACCCACGAAUGCCAAUGCCCCUACCCACUCCAAAACUCGGCAUGUGUCAAGGGGAGUGCCCAUUGCAGCCAUACACGCGAACAUCUUCACCGCCUCCUCUAGGGUUACCCGGGUACGAGGUGCCCCCCACCGACUUUAAGGUCAUAGAAUAUAUUGACCAGGAUCCCGUCAAAACUAUCCAAAUAGAUGGUAUCCCACGUGAAAUCAGAUUCUAUGAUGAAGUAGCUGUGAUUAUGCUGGACUGGGAUGACCCUCGCGAAAUUAAGUUUCUACCCGGGUCUAGACGGGUCACGUUUGAUAAUAAAGACUCCGUUGUGCUGUCCUUCAACGAAGGUUAUAAGCAGGUGGAAAUUGAUGACCAGGUUUUCGAUAUUCGAUUUGGAGCGCCAACAAGGGAAAUGUACUUAAACGGGAGAUGGUACGAGUGCUUCUUUGGAGGGCAACCGUUAGGGGUUAUAAUCGAUGGCAAACCUCACUUGGUGCAUCUGGAGGGGCCACUCCCACAAGUGGAUAUAGGGAAGGAGAAGAGAGUAGACCUGGUUGCGGGGAAGAUUAAUUUAAUUGUCAACGCGACUACAGUGUGUCCGGUGUAUUUAGAUGCUAAAGUGCAGAAGUUCCAAGUGAAUGGGAAGUUCUUUACGAUUCGAUUCGUGGAUUCACUACGUACAGUGCUCAUUAAUGAACAGCCCUUCAAAGUUGAGUUUGGGGAUCUUCCGAAGCCGAUACUGAUUAAUGGUGAAAAGUAUUUUGUGAGGUUUUCAGCGUUGCCCAAAUACAUUAAGCCUGGCCAGGUGAAAAUUGCAAAUAUGGAAGGAUUAUUGGCUUCCUCGGCACCUGCAAUUGAGAAUAAUGUGACACCGAUGGAUGUACCCAUUGAGAGACCUCAGAAAACACCCAGUCCCGAUAAUGAAAACAAAGGUCUUGACAUGCUAGCCAGUCUUAUGCCAACUAGCAUGGCCCCCGCUGCCAGCUCAGAAUACAGCUCAGCCGAACCGCUAUUCAUGAAACCAGAGAAAAUACCAGGUCUAGAAGCAGAAGAGAAACCGAACCCAGUACCACUCCUUGGGAACCUUAAUGUAAACGAUCUAUUCGCGAAGCUGGUGGCGACCGGUAUUGUAUCGGUUAUCAAUGAGCAGAAACCGGAAAAGAAAGUAGAUGAUAAACCCAAAAAGGAAGAUAGAAGUGUGAUACACCGAGUGGAUCUAUUGAAACCGCAGAGUUUGAGGAUUAAACAACCAGGAAUAGUUGCCAAGCUAUACGGAGGUAUGCAAUGCAGUGGAUGUGGUGCGAGAUUUCCUCCAGAACACACCGUCCGAUACUCGCAGCAUCUCGACUGGCAUUUCAGACAGAACAGAAGAGAAAGAGACUCGGCGAGAAGGGCUCACAGUCGGCAUUGGCAUUAUGAUCUGUCUGAUUGGGUUCAGUAUGAGGAGAUCGAGGAUUUGGAGGAGAGAGAAAAGAGCUGGUUCGAAACCGGUGGGGCUGAAGAGGGCGAGGUCCCGAUGGAGGUGGUCGAAGAGACUCCGAGCGUGGCUGCCGGCCUUCCAGCUGAACACAGCUGUUCCCUCUGCGGGGACAAGUUCGACCAGUUCUACAACGAAGACAAGGAGGAGUGGCAUCUGAGGAACUCUGUCAGGCAUGAAGAGAAGAAUUAUCAUCCCAUGUGCUUUGAGGAUUAUAAGGCUUCGCUAACAAAAGAAGAGCUCAAAGAUGAAUCUAUAUUAGAACUACCAGAGGAAACCAAGGAGAUGGAUGCUAUUGAGAUUGGUGAAGAAGAUUUAGAUGGAUCAGACAAUGAGUCUGUGGUUGAGGUUGUGGAACCUGCUAAGGAACCGGAGCCAGUUGAGAUCCAAGAAGUAGACGAUGGCGAUGAAGAUGACGUUCUCCUAAAAGUGGAGCCUGUAGAGCAGGUGGUGGUUGAAGAUGAUGCGGACACUGAUGAGGAGACCCAGGUGGAACGGACGAAAAGGGACGAAUUGGCUGCCAUUGACUUUGCUAAUAUCAAGAUUAAACAGGAACCUGUUGAUCCAGACGAUGAACCAAUAAUAACAGCGGAUUUAGAGACGCCGCCCGUUACCAUAGAAACCACUCACACAACUGUCACAUCCUCGAUUGAUGGCAAUGUGCAAUUGGACGACGCGACCGCUGCGCCUGCGCUGCCUAUAGGAGGAAUUAGGAUUAAUAUUAAUAAGGUAGUCACAUCAUUCAUCAGCCCACAAGAAGAUAAAAUGCUAGAAGACAUUAGCGCUGAUGAUGAACCUUUACCACCGGGAGAAGAACCCGAACUCGAAUACAAGCUUAAGCCAGAGCUAGAGAAUGUUCAGUUUAGCAGACAACCUCCAUUACAGCGUGGGAACGAAUUAUCAGGACUUUGCUCAAUCAUGUGAUGUGUGUGGCACGUGCAGACAUAUUUGUGUGUCUGAUAGUGAUGUGAAGUGAAGUGACUAGUGAAUUAUAUUGUGUCUGUGAUUUAGUAAAAGAAUGCAUCACAAAGUGAGGCACAUUUGUGUCUGUUUUAGGGACAUGUAAGUUUUAUAUAGUUUAAAAUUAGUAACUUACUGGACAGACGGACUUGUUUCUGUUUUCAGAAAA